Molecule: messenger RNA, 3140 nt
Organism: Cheilinus undulatus (humphead wrasse)
Lineage: Eukaryota; Metazoa; Chordata; Actinopteri; Labriformes; Labridae
Gene: mmp2
Product: matrix metallopeptidase 2
Exons: 13
Coding region: 183-2159 (658 amino acids)
Biological process (GO): extracellular matrix organization; tissue remodeling; response to hypoxia
Cellular component (GO): extracellular matrix
Molecular function (GO): metalloendopeptidase activity; zinc ion binding
Source: RefSeq, a predicted model, not a curated record
GUGGGGGAAAAGUGCCUGUGCAAGCAGAACUGGGAAAGUUCAGUGAGCCGAGGUUCAGGAUGUCCCGUUAAGGAGAAAAAAUUCUGCAGAGGCGCAGAAGCAACAGAAGAGGACGGACGGAAGGACAGCUAAGCAGAGCUAACGGCAUUCACAGCACCUAGCUUACUGUUUGACCGGGGAAAAUGGGUUCUCCAACGAUAUCCAGUUUUCGUCGGAUUGCUCUCCAAGUGUUUGUGUUUCAGUUCAUCGCCUUCCAAGCUACAUAUGCUGCCCCGUCGCCUAUUAUAAGGUUUCCAGGAGACGAUACAACCCCCAAAACAGACAAAGAAGUUGCUCUGCACUACUUAAAUAAGUUCUAUGGAUGCCCACAAGACAGAUGUAACCUCAUGGUACUGAAGGACACACUGAAGAAAAUGCAAAAGUUCUUCUCUUUGCAAGAAACUGGAGAGAUUGAUGCCAAAACUGUGGAGAUCAUGAAAAAGCCUCGCUGUGGUGUCCCAGAUGUGGCCAACUACAACUUCUUCCACAGGAGACCCAUGUGGCAGAAGAAAGACAUUACCUACAGAAUCCUGGGAUACACCCCUGAUCUGGAUGAAGAAGUCAUAAAUGAUGCUUUCUUCAGAGCUUUCAAAGUCUGGAGUGAUGUCACCCCGCUUACAUUCACCCGCCUCAUGGACGGAGAAGCUGACAUCAUGAUUAAUUUUGGACGCAAUGAGCACGGAGAUGGUUACCCCUUCGAUGGCAAAGAUGGCCUCUUGGCUCAUGCUUUUGCUCCAGGCCCAGGAAUUGGGGGAGAUUCCCACUUUGAUGAUGAUGAGCAGUGGACGCUGGGAGACGGCCAAGUGGUGAAGGUGAAGUUUGGCAAUGCUGAUGGAGAGUUCUGUAAAUUCCCCUUCCUGUUCAUGGGCACUGAAUACAACAGCUGUACAUCUCAGGGCCGUGAUGACGGCUUCCUCUGGUGCUCAACCACCUACAACUUUGAUGAAGAUGGCAAAUAUGGCUUCUGCCCCCAUGAAUUACUAUUCACACUGGGUGGAAAUGGAGAUGGUGCUCCAUGUAAAUUCCCCUUCACUUUCCAAGGAGAAAAAUAUGACUCAUGCACCACGUCAGGCAGAGACGAUGGCUACCGCUGGUGUGCCACCACCGAGGACUAUGACCGGGACACGUCCUUUGGGUUCUGCCCUGAAACUGCCAUGUCCACCGUGGGAGGAAACUCAGAGGGAAGCCCUUGUGUUUUCCCUUUCACCUUUUUGGGAGACACCUAUGAUGCCUGCACCUCAUCGGGACGCAGUGACAGCAAAAUGUGGUGUGCUACCACCAAGAGCUAUGAUGAUGACCGCAAAUGGGGUUUCUGUCCUGACCAAGGCUACAGUCUCUUUCUGGUGGCUGCCCAUGAGUUUGGUCAUGCCCUUGGCUUGGAGCACUCUCAAGACCCUGGAGCACUGAUGGCCCCAAUUUACACUUUCACUAAAGACUUUAGGCUUUCCCAGGAUGACAUCAAAGGCAUCCAGGAGCUCUAUGGUGCAUCAACAGACGGGCCUCAGCCUCCAACCCAGGGACCAGUGACUCCAAUGGACAUCUGUGCAGAGCCGGUUAUCUUUGAUGCUGUUGCACAGAUCAGAGGAGAGACCUUCUUCUUUAAGGACAGGUUCCUGUUCAGGUCAGUAAACUUCAGAAGCAAACCCAGUGGCCCGAUGCUAGUGGCCACCUACUGGCCAGACCUCCCUGCCAAGAUAGACGCUGUCUAUGAAAACCCAGUGGAGGAAAAGACCGUGUUUUUCUCAGGUAAUGAGAUGUGGAUCUACAAAGCAGAUGAGUUGGAGAGAGGAUAUCCCAAGAGGCUCUCCAGCAUUGAGCUCCCCACUGACCUAGAGCAAAUAGAUGCUGCCUUCAACUUCAGGAAGAACAGGAAGACUUACCUGUUUUCUGGGGACAAAUUCUGGAGAUAUGAUGAAGAAAGUAAGAGCAUGGACCCUGGCUUCCCUAAAUUUAUUGCUGAUUCCUGGAACGGCAUCCCAGACGAAGUAGACGCUGCCUUCAGUCUUAAUGGAAUUGAUUACAGCUACUUCUUUAAAGGUAACCACUAUUUCAAACUGGAGGACAGCAGCUUGAAGAUUGUCAAGUUGGGGGAAAUCACAAAGGACUGGCUUGGUUGUUGAGCAUUUUAAUAUUGUCUCGCAACUCUUUUCUGCAAUCACAUCUGGGCGCAUGAGGACAUCGCCAUCAUACCAAACACAAAUUUUGGUUUUAUCCUGGCAACUCUGCACUCAUCUGUGGGAGACGUGUCCCUCUCAGCCUGUAUAACCAGCCUCCAGCUUUGUAGAAAGGCACCUCGGGACCUUGUACACAGGCUGAAUGUAGGCAACUGGAUAUUUGCUAUUUUUCUGUGUGAUGUUGACAUUGUAUUUGUUAAGCUAAUGCUGUUUUAUUACAAAAUGUAUGCCCCUUUUUUAUUUUUUUAUAGUUUUCUAUUUGUUUAAAAAAAAAAUCAGACAUCAGGUAUGUCAACACUGCAUUGAACGCAGUGCUUUACUGUGCUGUGAGAUAUUGCCGUUUUAUGCACAUUUUAUUUUUGAAGGCUGUUUUAAACCACAUGAGGAAUUCAUGUUGGCUUAGAAUGACUUUUUUGUCCAUUGUACUAAGUGCAGUUUUAUAAAUGUAUCAUUUUUGAUUAAUUUUGUAUUGUUGUGCAAUACAUUUGAAAAAAUGAACUUGCACAAUGUAUUUGACCGAAAAUGGUGCUUUAGAGAUUGCUUUUUACAUAUAGUCCUCUAUAUAAACAUUUUGUAUUCAUGUUGUCAGAAAGUAGUAUUUGCAGGCACUCAUUCUUUAUUUGGUUAGCACUUUGUAUAGGACUAUAGACUACAAGGGAACAGCUCAAUGUGGAGGCUGCAUAAUUUUCCUGGCAGCUCCAUGUUGCAUUUCCCUUCACUUCUGGUAUAGAAAGAUUUAAGGCACAGGUUGCCUCUAGGGGCUAUAUUGGUUUGCUGCAUGACAAGAGUACCGCAGUAGUAUCGUUUGAUAAUUGUUUUUAUACUCUUUUUUUUUCUCUUUGGCUCUAACAAUACAGUCUUUGUGUUUUGUGUUGUUUUAAUGCUUAAGCACUUUGUUACUGUCAUCAAUAAAGAUGGUCAAUAUGA